Calliphora vicina (urban bluebottle blowfly) is the source of this 2613-nucleotide messenger RNA. It is a transcript of the gene Vha26, whose product is annotated as V-type proton ATPase subunit Vha26. Bases 209 to 889 code for a protein of 226 amino acids. Gene Ontology annotation, biological process: proton transmembrane transport. Lineage: Eukaryota; Metazoa; Arthropoda; Insecta; Diptera; Calliphoridae. The transcript has 5 exons. The record is from RefSeq and is a predicted model, not a curated record. Gene Ontology annotation, molecular function: proton-transporting ATPase activity, rotational mechanism. Gene Ontology annotation, cellular component: proton-transporting two-sector ATPase complex, catalytic domain.
AUUUCCCUUCACAUGAUGGGAUAUUUUCCAACUACCAAUCAUAUGAUAGCAAAAAAGUUAAAAGUCAGAAAUUUUUUGUACAAGACCAACGUAACUUGAAGUGGGCGCACACAUCUACAAACUUCUGCAAGAAACGUGUGAACGCGGCUUUAUUUAAUAAAAAAAUUAUCUUUGAUUUGUGUGUAGAAAUUAAGAAAAAAACAGCAAAAUGGCUUUAAGCGAUGCUGAUGUACAGAAACAGAUCAAACAUAUGAUGGCUUUCAUCGAACAAGAGGCCAAUGAAAAGGCUGAAGAAAUCGAUGCUAAAGCCGAAGAAGAAUUCAACAUUGAGAAGGGACGUUUGGUACAACAACAACGUCUCAAGAUCAUGGAAUACUACGAAAAGAAAGAGAAACAAGUUGAAUUACAAAAGAAAAUUCAAUCAUCAAACAUGCUUAACCAAGCUCGUUUGAAGGUCCUCAAAAUUCGUGAAGAUCAUGUAGGCAGUGUAUUGGAUGAUGCCCGUCGCCGUUUGGGUGAGGUAACCAAAAAUCCAAGUGAAUACAGAGUUGUUUUGCAAAAAUUGAUUUUGCAAGCCUUGUACCAGACCAUGGAACCCACAGUUAUCUUACGCUGCCGCCAAGUUGAUGUUGGUCUUGUCAAUGAAGCCUUGCCCGCCGCCAUUGACAUGUACAAGCAAGAACUUAAUCAAGAUGUUGUUGUUAGUGUUGAUACCGAUAACUAUUUGCCUGCCGAUGCAUGUGGUGGUGUUGAAUUGAUUGCUUUGAAUGGUCGUGUUAAGGUUCCCAACACUUUGGAAUCACGCUUGGAAUUGAUUUCACAGCAAUUGGUGCCCGAAAUUCGUAACGCCCUGUUCGGUCGUAACGUCAAUCGUAAAUUUGCCGAUUAAGUAUCUUAAUUUUUCUUUUCUUCUACUUGUGUGCAUAAAUUUAUUUAGCUUACAAAUAAUCAUUAUAAUAAUAAUAAUUACAAAAGAAAAUGCAAACAAAUUAUUAAUAACAACAGCAACAAAAAUAACAACCAACCAAAUGCAAAAAAAAAACAAUUAACGAAAUAAUCACCUCCUCUAUACAACCAAAUAAAAUGAAAAAAAAACCGCGACUAACAAACAAACAUACUCUAAUCCCCCAAUCUUAACCAACAACAACUUAACAUUUCUAAUAACAGUUUGCGUUGAUAUUUAUUGAGAGCAUGUUCUGAAAUAAUCCACAAAAAUAAAAGAAGCAAAUUUUGUUUGGUUUAAUAAUAAUGUUUAUUUUAGAUAUUUUGUGAAUGUUUGAAAUAGAUAAUUUUAAAAUCAUCUUAAAAAAAAGGAAAACACUAUUAAUCUAAAAACAAUGUUUAAGUUUUGUUUUUGAAGCCAGAAAGAAAAUAGUUUAAAAAACAUUAAAAUAAAAAUAAAUUAAAGGAAAAAACAAGUUAUACAUAUUUAAACAUAUUUACUUAUACUACAAACAAAAACAAAAAAAAAACUACUAACUAAACUACCUACUAUGUUAUAACAUAUAAAACAAAAAUUAAUCAUUAAUUAAUCUACAUUUAAACAUUCCUGUACAAAAAACGAAAGAAAAACUAAAGACAAAAACCCUUUAAAAAAUAUGUAAAAUGUUAAAUAUAACAAAGUAUUGUAUUGUAAAGUUGUACUUUUUUCAACAACUCUUUUUUUUGCCCCUAAAUUUUGUUAAAUAUUUUUAAGUUUUGUCAUUCACUCAUUCCUACCUUCUAAAUUCCUUUAAAACCUCAAAAGCUGUGUUAUUUUUUGAGAUAUUUGUUAAAGCUUUAUUUACAAGAAAAAACUGCCAAAAAAUAGCUAAAAAAACAUUAAACAACUAAAUUUUUUAUAAUAUUUUUCUCCAUAGGUUUCUUGUGUUAUAACUUUGGGAUCAGCAUCCUUUAUAUUUUAUUUAAAGAAAUUGUGAAACAAAAUUUCUCUAUUUAAAAUGUAGAGUUUCUCAAAGUAAACAUAAAAAAUCUAUAUAUUUCAUUCUCUUUGAAAAUACCCGAUAAAACGAUACAUGUGUGUGUGGGUUAAAACUUCUUUGAUUUCUCUCUUCUCUUAAAAAUGCUUUAAAAAAACUCCCUUUAUUUAUGGCCUAAAAAACUCUUUGUCGUCAUAAACUCACUAAAUUUCUUUUGAUUUUUGUUACAGUUUUUUUUAAAAUAAAUUUACUUAAAAUUAUCUAAAUGUUUAAUAGUAAAAAAUUGCAAAAAAAAUCCCGUUGGAAAUUAAAAUUCUUCAAAAACAUCUGAGAAAAUAAUUAUAUUUUUAGAAACCACCAGGCUUUUUAAUAACACAGCUUUUUUAAUUUUCCUUGUAUUUUUUUAUUUUCCCUCUAAUGAAAAAAGUGCUUCUUUAAAGUUUUCCUUUUUUCUAUCGAAAUACUAUAAUAAAGAUUUUGUUAAAUUUAUUUGCCCGUUAAUUUGUUUAUUAUUAUUUAAUUUAAUUAAAUGUUGCUGCUGUUUUUUUUGUUAAAAAUGAAUUAAUAAAAAUCAUUAUUAUAAAUACUGUAUAAUUUUUAUUAUUUUAAUCCCUCCUUUUUAAUGAUUUAUUUUUUUUUUGUUUUGUUCUCUUGUUUAUUAAGUAUUAAUAAAAUUUACCCACAAACAAAUAUA